AUGGCAGCGGCGGUGGCCACAGAGACUCCGUUCCAUGUCCUGGCGGUGGACGACAGCCUCCCGGACAGGAAGCUCAUCGAGAGGCUCCUCAAGACCUCUUCCUUCCAAGUGACCACUGUCGACUCAGGGAGCAAGGCGCUGCAGUUCCUGGGGCUCCAUGACGACCACAGCCCUGUUCCUGUCCACACAGACCAGCUGGAUGUGGCGGUGAACCUGAUCAUCACAGACUACUGCAUGCCUGGCAUGACAGGAUAUGAUCUGCUCAAGAAGAUCAAGGAAUCGUCGUCUCUCAGAGAUAUCCCAGUGGUCAUCAUGUCCUCUGAGAACAUUCCUUCAAGGAUCAAUAGGUGCCUGGAGGAAGGAGCUGAUGAGUUCUUCCUGAAACCAGUACGGCUAUCCGACAUGAACAAGCUCAAGCCCCACAUACUGAAAAGCAGAUGCAGAGAGCACUAUCACCAGGAACAGCAUCAGCAAAGUGACAGCAACAGUGACGAAUGCAGUAACCCCACAAACACCAGCAGCAGCAGCGAUAGCAGCAGCAACCGCAAGAGAAAGGCAGCAGACAACGAAGAAAUCUUGCCGCAGGCAAAUAGAUCAAGGCAUAGUUAG
Molecule: messenger RNA, 609 nt
Organism: Miscanthus lutarioriparius
Lineage: Eukaryota; Viridiplantae; Streptophyta; Magnoliopsida; Poales; Poaceae
Source: the annotation of a GenBank genome assembly